Sardina pilchardus (European sardine) is the source of this 3611-nucleotide messenger RNA. RefSeq names its product Fc receptor-like protein 5. NCBI's taxonomy places the organism in Eukaryota, Metazoa, Chordata, Actinopteri, Clupeiformes, Clupeidae. Gene Ontology annotation, biological process: cell surface receptor signaling pathway. The transcript is spliced from 14 exons. Gene Ontology annotation, cellular component: plasma membrane. The record is from RefSeq and is a predicted model, not a curated record. Gene Ontology annotation, molecular function: transmembrane signaling receptor activity. Bases 38 to 2638 code for a protein of 866 amino acids.
CACUCUUGUCUCUUUACUUCUCUUAAUAACCACACAAAUGGACUCUGUGGAUACUGAAGUUCUACCAAAAGCAGAGGUAUCAGUAAUAUCUCCUCAGCCUCCAUACUAUGUUAGAGACAUAGUCACCCUCAGGUGUCAUUUUCAAAAAUACACAGAUUGGUUUCAGUAUACCUGGUACAAUAAUGGCACCGCUAUUCCCUCUGAGAGCAAUCAAACCAUCACUGUCACUCUCCCCGAUAAUCCUGCUCAGCACCAGUAUGGAUGUGAGGGGCACCGGAUCAGUAGUCCGCAGACGUCCCAGCGCAGUGAUGCCUUAUCAAUCACUUCAUUAGACAUGCCCACACCUUUAGUGACUGUAGAGCCACAUGGUCCUGUCUUCAUUGGAGAGACAGUUAUUCUGAAGUGUGAGAUGGGGCAUCAAAAUGUCUGGACAUACAGAUGGAACAUUAGACCCAGCGGCCAUUAUAGAUAUUGGGCAGAAUACUCAGAUAGCUUUCAUGACUGGUAUAACUACCUCAGCAUGUCAGAAUUCGAUGAGAACACAUUAACCAUCAAAGAAGUGGCAGAGUUUCAUCAGGCUAGGUACACAUGUGUGGGAAGGAGGAAGACCAGCUCCAUAUCAUCACGCUCUAGAGUACCAUUUGAUCUGAGACUGCAUUCUCUACGUACACUUACAGCUACACUGUUUAUUCAGCCCCAGAGUGUGGUGUUACCUGGAGAGACAGUCACGCUUAAGUGCGUAAUACAAUCUUACAGUGACUGGACUUUUAAAUGGUACAAAGACUGGAGUCCUAAUCUAGUGUUUGAGUCUGAAGGAAACACUUUCAACAUAAAUGCAGCUGUUGAGUCUGAUGGGGGGCAGUACUGGUGCCAGGGGGAGAGGAGAGACAGGCCCAUAUUAUCAGACAAAAGUAGGCGUGUCACACUCCAUGUAAAAUCAUCAGAGCCCAAACUCACUUUAAGUCCAGACCACCAGCUCCUCACAGGAGACUCAGUGACUCUGAGAUGUGAGUUGGGUGUUUCCUCUGGUUUGGUGUUCUACUGGUACAGAGACACACAGACCUCUGAUCCUGUGAACCAGACUGAUGGAGACUCCUACAGCAUCAGCUCUGUUAAAGUCUCUGAUGGAGGACAGUACUGGUGCAAAGCUGGGAGAGGAGACCCUUUUUCCACACCGUACAGCAAUGGUGUCUGGGUCAGUGUCACAGACAAACCAAAAAUAUCAAUCAUCAUUAAACCAAACUCGACAGAGUUUUUCUUGGGAGAAAAUGUUUCUCUUCGAUGUGAGAUCCAAUGUGGGGGAGAUAGCAACUGGGACUACAGCUGGUAUAAAAACGGACUCACAAGCCCAUUGCUUAGUUCUGUACAGGAGUAUACAUUUGCCAUUGAGUCUGGCACUGGGGAAACUAACUACACCUGUAAAGGAACACACAAAAAUAUUCUCUUCAGCACCACUGAAUCUGUCAGUAUUAAAGUUGUAUCAGGGAAAGCAGAUCUCAAGAUCAACAGGGAGUCUUGGCUGACUGAGGGAGACUCAGUGACUCUGAGCUGUGCGGUUAUAGGCUCCACUACAGGCUGGAGAUUCCACUGGUACAAAAUGAUUCCUCACAGUGACACUGUGUCCUCUAGCAUGUGUAAGGAUCUCACACGCUGUGAAGAAGUAAUUUCAGAGAGCACCAGAAGAGCUGGAGGCUCCUACACUCUCAGCCCUGUUGCUCUUAGACACACAGGGGUUUAUGUGUGCAGAGCAGAGAGAGGAGAGCCAGCCAUUCACACAGAGUUCAGCAGUCCUCAGCCUCUCUGGGUCAUUGGCCAGUCCCCUCCUGCGUCUCUGGUUAUCAGUCCCAACAGAAAUCAACACCUCUCCUCUGAGUCUCUCACACUGACCUGCACAAUGCAGGAGAACUCUGCUAGAUGGGAUGUGGUCAAGUUUAGAUCAGAAAGAAUAUCAACAUGUCCUGAUAUGAAAGAAAGCACCUGUACUCUGGCCGACCUGGACACUUCUGACUGUGGGGUUUACUGGUGUCAGGAUCAGUUGGGGAGCAAGAGUAACCCUGUCAACAUCACAGUGCAAGAUGAUGAUGUGAUCCUGGAGAGUCCUGCCCACCCAGUGCUGGAGGGAGACCCUCUGACCCUGCGCUGCAUUCACCGCCAACGACCCUUACACUUCAGAGGAGACUUCUACAAAGACGACUCGCCCCUGAAUCAGACGUCAGACGGAGAGAUGACCAUCCAUUCAGUCUCAAAGGAACAUGAGGGGUCAUAUUGGUGUCAGAGAUCAUAUCAAGCAAAGUCACCAAAGACCUGGAUUACAGUCAGAGCCUCCUCUAGGAUGCUUGCAGUAGGCAUCGGAGUCGGGUUGGGUCUGGUCGUUAUACUCUCCACUCUAUUCGUACUGCUGUGUCUAUCCAAAAAGCUUAAAGGUGUUCAGUGCUCCAGGAUUUUACUUGAUGGGCAACAGCAAAGCACCAAUCAGAGUUCAACCCAGGACCAGAUUCAAUCAAGAGAAGGGGAUCAGGCUGAGUACAUGCCACUGCAGAGAGGAACUGCAGAUGUAUACGACACCAUCAAAGUAGAUCAUGUGACCCAACAGAGAGGUCAGAAUCAGAUGUGCGAUGGAGAAUAUGAAUAUGAAUAAUAUAAAUAUGACUGUCACUUUUUCUGAUUUUUGUGAUGAAGGUGGUAUAGAAUUAGUUUCACUGUAUAAUAAUAAUUCAGCAUAUUUCUAUUAGUAUGAAUUCAGUCAGAGGAGAGCAUUGGCCAAAAUGAAAUACUUGUUAAAAUAUCAUACAAGUCGUUUUCUUUUCAUGAUGUAUCAUCUUCAGUGUGAUAUUAAUGAUUGUAUAUUGUAUGUUAUCACAUUUUAUUUUAUGUUACACAUCGUUUUUGUCUCUGUUCAUAUUUCAAGUCAAGUUGUGUGAGGUAAAUGUAAUACUUUGUUUUCCAUACCAUUAUAACAUGUGUAGCGUAAACAUAUUUGUAUAUAUCUUUAGAAAUAUCUCUGCUUCAUCAUACACUUGGCCACAACUCCUUUAUGGGACCAGAGAGGUUGUCUAUAAUUAUCAUGAAAAUAAAUAUGCAAGUUUCAUUUUUAUAUGUUGAUAUAUUAUUAUUAUUAUUAUUAUUAUUUUGGUUUGUUAUAUGCUAUUUCUGUCAUGUCCUGUGUAUAGUAUGGAUGGUUUUCUUUCUCAACAUUGUAAUAUGAUAUUUCUUGAAUAGACACACUUUUUGUAUUCCAUUCUUAAUUGGUAGGCCUAGUACUGUGGGACCGGGGCAUCGAUUUGGACAGCAGUUGUUCGUGGUUUCUAACUUAUGUAUUAUAUAAAUUAAUUCUAUGUUAUGCACUGAUAAAAGUCUAUCAAAGUCUUCAAACACUGCCAUGACAAAAAUACAUUGUUUGAAUCUGACCGAUUUAUCUGAUAUACUGUACUACAAAUUACUUUGAGGAAAAUGUAAAUGAAAGGUCUUACAAAAUGUAAAAACCUAAUAUGAAAUGGUGGAUGAUGACAUAUUUCUGUGGCACACAAUAUCAAUGCCAAUUCCACUUCAUAUUUCUUUGGACUGAGGAGUCUGUGAGGACUGCUUUCUUAGUAAAUAGUGUUGUGCAAAUA